Molecule: messenger RNA, 1063 nt
Organism: Aplosporella prunicola CBS 121167
Lineage: Eukaryota; Fungi; Ascomycota; Dothideomycetes; Botryosphaeriales; Aplosporellaceae
Exons: 2
Coding region: 1-621 (206 amino acids)
Biological process (GO): triglyceride catabolic process
Cellular component (GO): cytosol
Molecular function (GO): sterol ester esterase activity; triacylglycerol lipase activity
Source: RefSeq, a predicted model, not a curated record
AUGUACCUUUUGUUUUUCUUGCGUCAUCUAAUGCAAACCGAAGAUUACGUUCUGGGAAGACCUUCUGUUAAGCUCCGCAAGAUCGAAGCUAUCGCAAUCGCUUGCUUCUUCUCAGCAUACUUAUACAGUGGUAACAAGCACGGCCCCGUCCUUCUAAGAGGUGUUUUCGCCAAAUUAUCAAAGCGCUUCACUUCCUGGCAAAUGGUCGUGAUCACCGUCCUAUGGCUAUACAGCGGUCGCAACUUUAGUAAGAUCAUCGGUCAUGCGCGCCCAGAACCGCUUGAGAACAUUUACACACCGUCAUACUUCAGAACAAUAUGGAUCACGACAGCGCUCGAUGCCGGGUUCUGGACGGCCAUGCCGAUAGGAAGUAAAUGGUUCCGGGACCUUUGUUCCAUCACCUUCACUGCCUAUUACAUGGUCUCCACAGAUCAAGCCGAGGAGAAAGUGCGGAAGGUCAGGGCUACACUCACGUUGGACCAGAUAAGGGCAAGCUGGGAGAAAAACACUUCGCCGUACAUAUCGACGUUGACAAAGCUCCUACGUCCUUGCCAAAUGCGUUACCCCCGCGGGCUGUCCGCAUACCGAGGCCGCAAGACUCUUCAUACAAGGCGCCGGUAGAGGCGUGGCUGUACUUUGAGGGGCCAUUGUCCGCGUUGAAGAGUCACAACAAAGUAGUCUUGGAUAUUCCAGGAGGUGGCUUCGUUGCGAUGAGCCCGAGGAACCACGAUGAUAAACUUAUGAGCUGGGCUCAAACUACCAAGCUUCCAGUGCUGAGCCUGGAUUACAAGAAAGCACCCGAGUACCCGUAUCCAGGCCUCCCAGUCGCCCGCCCGCGGGCGGCGGGCGACGAGGCGGGCGGAUUACGUAAUAGCCCGCCCGCCCACGCCCGCCUUGCUCGCCCGCCCGCCCGUUGCCUGCGGGCGGGCGGGCAGGCGAGCAAAAGUGGUCUGUGCGCAUUUUUUUAGGUAUAUAUUCAUAAAAACUAAGAAUAUUCCUUACUUUAUAAGGGUCUAGGUUCGAUUCCUAGUAAAAGUAAAAAGUAUUGCAUUUAUUUUGUUUU